This is a messenger RNA of Peromyscus maniculatus bairdii (prairie deer mouse), 3621 nucleotides long. RefSeq names its product PIF1 5'-to-3' DNA helicase (gene Pif1). Gene Ontology annotation, biological process: DNA repair; telomere maintenance. NCBI's taxonomy places the organism in Eukaryota, Metazoa, Chordata, Mammalia, Rodentia, Cricetidae. Gene Ontology annotation, molecular function: DNA helicase activity. The record is from RefSeq and is a predicted model, not a curated record.
GUUCUGGUCUGAUUUUUCCUCCGAAAGCAACAAGUCCCUGACGAGUCCCACACUGGCCUGGGUGGGUCUCCUCAAGCAGGCUUUUCUGAGCAGGAAUCCCUUUCUGAUGUGGCCAUUGCAGGACAACUGAGGCUCGCCAGCCCAAAGCGCAUUUGACGCCACCUUCCACCGCUCCAAAGAACUGCAGCAGAGGACAUUUCUAGAGUAUUUGUUUUCUCCUCGUCCCAGAGUGCUUGUAGUAUCUUGGUGGCUCCUUCUGCUACUAGUGACAACUUCCUCGACCCCCUUAGUGUUUUGGACAGUUUUUUUGUUUUUUGUUUUGUUAGUCACGGUAUCCAUACCACCUAUAACAUCCCGAUUUUCCAUAACUUGUGUGCUCCGGUCUCUGCACGCCUGCAGAGGCACUGGAGAUGCUUUCUAGCACCCAGGCGGCGACAGGUGAAUGUGACGACGCGGAGCUGCGGUGCCGGGUGGCCGUGGAGGAGCUGAGUCCUGGAGGGCAGCCUCGCAAGCGCCAGGCCCUGCGCACUGCCGACCUGAGCCUAGGUCGAAACGAACGCCGCGAGUUAAUGCUGCGACUGCAGGCACCGGGACCUGCGGGGCGCCCACGCUGCUUCCCGCUACGCGCCGUGCGCCUCUUCACCCGCUUCGCUGCGGCCGGGCGCAGCACGCUGCGGCUCCCAGCGGAUGGUGUCCCCCGGGCUGGCUCAGUGCAGUUGCUGCUCUCCGACUGUCCCCCGGAGCGCCUGCGCCGCUUCCUGCGCACGCUGCGCCUGAAGCUGGCGGCUGCCCCCGGGCCAGGACCCGCCUCUGCCCGCGCACAACUGCUCGGCCCGCGACCUCGAGACUUUGUCACCAUCAGUCCAGUGCAACCGGAGGAACUGCGGCGUGCUGUGGCCACCCGGGCUCCAGAUUCCUCUCUGGAGAAGCAGCCAACAGAAUCAAAGCCUAGUACGGAAGCUCCAAGGUGGCCGCUGCCUGUGAAGAAGCUGAGCAUGCGCUCCAGCAAACCGAAGCUUUCCGAGGAGCAGGCUGCUGUGCUACGGGCAGUCCUGAAAGGCCAGAGCAUUUUCUUCACUGGGAGUGCAGGGACAGGAAAGUCCUAUUUGCUGAAGCAUAUCCUGGGCUCCCUGCCCCCUACUGGCACUGUGGCCACUGCCAGCACUGGGGUAGCAGCUUGCCACAUCGGGGGCACCACCCUUCAUGCCUUUGCAGGCAUCGGCUCAGGUCAGGCUCCCCUGGCCCAGUGUGUGGCCCUGGCCCAUCGGCCAGGUGUGCGUCAGGGCUGGCUGAACUGCCAACGGUUGGUCAUUGAUGAGAUCUCCAUGGUAGAGGCAGACUUGUUUGACAAGCUGGAAGCUGUGGCCAGAGCUGUCCGGCAACAGAAGAAGCCAUUUGGAGGGAUCCAGCUCAUCAUCUGUGGGGACUUCCUACAGUUGCCACCAGUGACCAAAGGCUCCCAGCUCCCUCGAUUCUGCUUCCAGGCCAAGAGCUGGAGGAGAUGUGUGCCAGUGACUCUGGAGCUGACUGAGGUAUGGAGACAGGCAGAUCAGACCUUCAUCUCUCUGCUGCAAGCUGUGAGGCUGGGCAGAUGUUCAGAUGAAGUGACCCGCCAGCUCAGGGCCACAGCUGCCCAUAAGGUGGGAAGAGAUGGAAUUGUCGCCACAAGACUCUGCACCCACCAGGACGACGUGGCCCUUACCAAUGAGAAGCGGCUGAAGGAGCUACCAGGUGAGAUACACAGCUUUGAGGCCAUCGACAGUGACCCCGAGCUCGCCCGGACCCUGGACGCCCAGUGUCCUGCUAGUCGUGUCCUUCAGUUAAAGCUGGGGGCUCAGGUCAUGCUGGUGAAGAACUUGUCAGUGUCUCGGGGCCUGGUGAAUGGAGCCCGGGGAGUGGUAGUUGGGUUUGAGUCAGAAGGGAGAGGGCUUCCCCAGGUACGGUUCCUGUGUGGGGUCACUGAGGUCAUCCGCAUGGACCGCUGGACGAUACAGGUCACUGGGGGCCAGUUCCUCAGCCGGCAGCAGCUUCCCUUACAGCUGGCCUGGGCAAUGUCCAUCCACAAAAGCCAGGGCAUGUCUCUGGACUGUGUGGAGAUCUCUCUGGGCCGCGUGUUUGCCAGCGGUCAAGCCUAUGUGGCCCUGUCCAGGGCCCGCAGCCUACAGGGCCUCCGCGUGCUGGACUUUGACCCCACGGUGGUUCGCUGUGACUCCCGAGUGCUACAUUUCUAUACCACCCUGCGGCAGGGCAGGGGCCUCCGUCUGGAGUCCCAGGAUGAUGAGGCAGCAGACUCUGAUCUGGAGAACAUGGACCCAAACCUCUGACUCGGCUGAAAGAAGACAGUGGACUACCCAACUUGCGGCUUCUUCGUGGGUCAAGGCCCUAGGGAGUAACUGGGGGAGGGCCUGUGUUUCUUCCCUCAUCCAGCCUUCUGGUGGGGGGAAGGACAUGGUUCCCCAUUUACCAGCUUUGUCUCAGCCUCACCCCUUUCCCUGGGGAAACUACUUCCAGGGUCAGACGUUGGAAAUGGUGAUUGUUCCAGAGGACAAAGCUCUCUGCAGGGCUGGACAAGCAGCCAGAGUUCUGAGCCGUAGACUGGGGAGGCAGUGGAGACAGGUACUUCAGCGGCCGCAACACACCCCACAGGCAGGGCCCGUCUUAGCCCAUUGCACUGAUUUAUUUUGUGUACAUGGGAAGAUCAGAGGACAACUUGAGGGAGUUGGUUUUCUCUUUCCCCAUGUGGGUCCUGGGGGUUAAAUUCAGGUCGUGGGGCUUGGCGGCAGGCACUUUUACCUCAUGAACAAUCUUGCCAGCUCCGGGGGUCUGUUUUAAUUUUUCUUUGUGUUAUUUUAACAAAAUACACAAGGCUGGGUACUUGAUGGAAAAAAAAAAUGGUUUAUUUAACUCACAAUUCUAGAAGACUAAGAACAUGGAACCAGUCUGUACUUAGCUGUGCUGGGGCUUCGUGGCAGUUGGCACCACACAGCAGGUCCAUGUGCAGGCAUAACCACAUAACGAGACAAGCAGCGGGAGACUGGAACAGCAUCCAUCCACUCCUGAGGGCAGGACCCCCGGGCCUUCCUCACCUUCCAUCAGCGAUCCAUCUCCUAAAGAGUUACAUCAUCUUAUAAUUUAUUUAUUUUUAUUUUAUGUGUAUUAGGGUAUGUAUGUCUGUGUGAGGGUGUCGGGUACCCCGGAACUGGAGUUACAGACAGUUGUGAGCUGCCAUGUGAGUGCUGGGAAUUGAACCCGGGCCCUCUGGAAGAGCAGUCAGUGCUCUUAACCACUGAGCCAUCUCUCCAGCCCCAAGAGUUACAUCAUCUUAACGCUGCUGCACUAGGGACCAAGCUUCCAGCGCGUAAACCCAUAAGGAAAACCAUCCAAGCCAUGGCAGGAGCCUAGAGGGGAUACAGGCCAGACACAAACCCAAGACAGAGGUUUACUUACCUUCACAGCUGAGCUCAGCCUAACACAGCCCUGAGUAAACACCCUUCUGAGCCCGGCCUGAGAACAGACGCUGCAAAAUGUGCUGUUUUGAGGGGAGAGGUAGUGUUUAGGGCACUGAAAUGAAUGUUCUCAGGUUGUGUUUAUUUAGGCCAAAUAAACUUGUGAAUUGUGUAA